This is a messenger RNA of Angiostrongylus costaricensis, 3048 nucleotides long. The record is from the annotation of a GenBank genome assembly. Lineage: Eukaryota; Metazoa; Nematoda; Chromadorea; Rhabditida; Metastrongylidae.
AUGAAAUGCAUACUUUUGAAGGUGCCUUACGUAAUGGGUUGGUGUUACGAAGAGAGCGUACCAGAAUUUCUCUUCCAAUCAAAUGUAUGUGUCCUUGACAUCGACACGGGGCGAAUGGAGUUUCCCGAAGACCUUCCAUCAUUUCCAGGAGCCAAACAAUUGUGUCAGGAGAUUAAGUCGGCAAUCUAUAGGUAUUCAUCAUGGGAGGAUAUGUCGCCCUCCACCGUUGUCGGUUCAACACCUUCAUUGAAUAGCUCUCCAGCUGUUGUACCUAGCCGUACAACCAGUGAUCGCAGAACAGAUGAGUGGUCAGCAAAACGAAUGAGUCGAUCGUUUGAUCGAGACGAUGCUAUCGACGAGGCUAUUAGUAAGGUUGCUGAAAUUGCGCGACGUGCUGGCGUUGUCAUAGAUGUACAAAACUUAGAGCAAGAGAUUUCAUGUAGAGGUCAGUAUCUUGACUCACCGGACUGCAAACAGUAUUUUCAGAAUGCUAGGCUCAAUAACGCUGUUAGGGAAUGUGUCUUGAACAGAAUUGUAUGCAUGCUGUAUUCAUAUGAACAUUUCGUCGUUGGUGGCCAAGGGUGUUCAGAUCGAGAGGCAUAUGAUAACAGUAGAGAAAGUCUAGUAUGUUUUGACAAAGCCUCCUUUUUAUCUGAUCAGCCUGACAGUCACUUAGCUUUCCUUGCAGCUUUUUUGGAAACACAGAUGUUUACCUCUUUGAUUGAUGCAAAAAUACUCUCACAAUGGGAAACACCGGAUGAAAACCUUGUGCUUUUCGAUUCUCGGAUUGCGAUGAUGCGUGAGAAACACGGUCUGUCAAUGGUUCGUACACCUACGUAUGAGUCAACACCACCUUUUGCGCAUACUGAAGAAUUGAUAUCGAAACGAGAAGAAAUGUUGGAUUAUGUUGUCCCGGGCCCACACGAGCUCGAAGGUGCUGUGGUGAUGAGUUAUAAUGGUAUUUGGCCAGAACAGAUAAAUACAGCUCUUCUUGAGGGCGCAAUGGGACUUAGCCCUGCGCCUAGCCCUUGGAAGCAACGCUACCCUCAUUUGCGUCCAAAACAACAGGAAGUUGCCAGUAUUGCUGGACGUCCUGUCAGUACCUGUGGCACUACUGGUCUAGUAGGUGAUUCACCUGCCCUAGUUGCUCAGCAGCAAGUGAAAUUUGUCGACCAACUGUUGCGUGAAACUAAGGGGAAAACAAAGCGCAUGCUUGUGGACAAAAUGGGAAAGGAAGCAGUGCAGUUGGGUCAUUUCGAUGCUAGUAUAACUGGAGUUGAAGAGAACACACUUGUUGCUUCUUUCUGUGAUCUUCUGGAGAGAAUUUGGGCUCACGGUCUCAUCAAAAAGCAGGGGAAGUCAUCCUUGUGGAAUUUUGUCUUGCAACACCAGGAUUUAGAGAAAACUUGUCUCUCAACUCGGGCAAUGUCAUCUUCUAUGCUUACUCCAGUGACAGGUGGUGGUCGGCGAUGUACAAUCAAGCGAACACCGUCACUUCCGCAUUGUGAAGUUCCUGCCCCAGUGAUAAUCCAGCCUGCGAAUGAAAAUGAUUUCACGGAUGCUUUAUCGGAGAUCGUAGAGACAAUCCAACGAGAACUUGGGUCUGGUGAUGGUGAAGGUGUCCCAGUAUGGUCACGAUCAAUUCUGCGUGCUGCUAAUUUCCUUGCUGAUAAAUUGACAAACACGCCAAAAGGACUCCAAGCAGUGCCCUCUGCAACUUUCACUCCAAAUCGACGGACGGAGGCUCAAUCAAUGCUGAAGAAGUCAAGUUCUGUGGGCGACUUCUCAAAUCCCAGCUGGAAUGAUGAGGUCAGAACCAAUGCAGUAAUCACAGAGUCUCCUCGCAAACGAUCGCAAAGUCGGCCACGAAGUCCUGAAACGGGUGCACGGGUGUUGUUGGCACCUUUACCUACUCACGUCGCUUAUGAUCUUAAGAAUGUCCUACGAAUGACGGAAAUCAAAACCGACAUUGGAUACGCUCGUGCGUUUGUUCGUCUUGCGCUUGAGCGAAAACUACUACAUAGACAUCUCGCGACCUUACUGGAAAACAAGAAACUGUUAAGUUAUCAGUUUCCUCAUGCUAGUCCUAAUUCAAUGGUCUUUAAUAACCUCCCUUAUUUUCCUUGCUUUGUUGGAUCCCUUAUCAAGAAUCGAGUCCACAUUAAGAUGUUUUCCAGUGAGCUAUACAAUCCAUACGCAUUCGUACGUUGUGAAGAUGAACGUGAGCAAUUUCUUUACCACAUUUUGUCUCUCAACGCUGCUCAAUUCCGCUGCUUUACUAAUACUUUUAACAAGACCAGUAUGUUUUUAAAACAUUUCAAUAGAUAUGAAAUGCUUAUUUUAUUUUAUUGUGUAGCUAAGAUGGACUACCAGGUGGUGAUUGUGACUGGAAAUUGGAGAGGUUCACUUCCACCUGUGUGGGUCACGGUUGGGGGCAGCUUAUGCAGCAGUCCUCAAAUCAAUCUGCCGGCUAAUACUCCACUGUUCAAGUUUGAUGUGGGGGUUUUCGCUUCUUUCACACUCACUAUGCGUGCUAAAGAUCUGAGAACAGAGCUCAUUCUCUUGCAGCAUAAAAAUCUUGGUGUUCUAUCAACACUGCGAAUAGGUCAUGCACUUGGUCAUGAAAAACCUCCGAAGUGGUACUUGGAAUAUGUAAUCGUUCGUAACGAGGUCACAGGGCAAAUGUACCGGUUUCCUUGCGGUCGUUGGUUUGGUUUGGGCGUAGAAGAUAGUCGUUGGUUUGGAAACGCAUGUGAUGCUAGUCUCGAAAGGUUGUUAUUGCUUUUUCUUUCCAUGUCAUUUGCUUUUAUAUCUGCUACUUUGAAAGGCUUUUGGUGGCGGAACCUGUAUGUGACGACGGUAAUGCUGACUUCACGUUUGGUGCUUCGUCAAAUUCACCUGCUAGAGGAGCUAGAAGAGGUCGUAUGUCGUCGCGUAGUCAAACUCCUCAGCGGGAGCGUAGUCCAUCACAAAGUCGAUCAUACGAGACUACACCAAACCGCAGUAAGUCAAAGAAGUAAGCGUGCAUUACUCCAGCAGAACUUUUAA